Talpa occidentalis (Iberian mole) is the source of this 3392-nucleotide messenger RNA. RefSeq names its product zinc finger protein 212 (gene ZNF212). NCBI's taxonomy places the organism in Eukaryota, Metazoa, Chordata, Mammalia, Eulipotyphla, Talpidae. The transcript has 5 exons. Gene Ontology annotation, biological process: regulation of DNA-templated transcription. The record is from RefSeq and is a predicted model, not a curated record. The coding region runs from base 19 to 1509 and encodes 496 amino acids.
GAGGGGCGACGGGCAGCCAUGGCGGAGUCGGCGCCUGCUCGGCACAGGAGGAAACGCCGCGCCACCCCCCUGACUUCUUCCACGCUGCCCUCACAAGCAACAGAGAAAAGUCCCUAUUUCCAGACCACAGAGAUCUCCCUCUGGACCGUGGUGGCCGCUGUUCAGGCCGUGGAAAAGAAGAUGGAGGCCCAGGCCGCCCGUCUGCAGAGCCUGGAGGGGCGGACGGGCACGGCCGAGAAGAAGCUGGCCGACUGCGAGAAGAUGGCCGUGGAGUUCGGGAACCAGCUGGAGGGCAAGUGGGCCGUGCUGGGGACGCUGCUGCAGGAGUACGGGCUGCUGCAGCGCCGGCUGGAGAACAUGGAGAACCUGUUAAGGAAUGGAAACUUCUGGGUCCUGCGGCUGCCGCCCGGCAGCAAAGAAGAGGCCCCCAAGGUGUCCAGGUCACUGGAAGACGAUGGAGUCUGUUUUUCAGAGCGGGAGUGGGAGAAUCUGGAGGACUGGCAGAAGGAGCUGUACAGAAAUGUGAUGGAAAGCAACUACGAGACGCUGGUGUCUCUGAAGGUCCUCGGCCAGCCAGAAGGAGAAGCGGAGUUGGGUACAGAAAUGCUGGGUGAUUUGGAAGAGGAAGGUACUGGUGAUAUCCACCCAGAAGGGGUUAUGAUCAAACAGGAGCUGCAGUACGUGCAGGAAGGCUCCGCGGAUCUUCCUGGAGAGUACUCGGGCGCUGCUGAGGAGCAGGCUUUCCUGAGCCCUGAGCAGGCCGAGCUGUGGGACGGGCAGGGCAGCUCCGUCCUCCUGGAAUCAGAUCCCAGGGACACGAAUCCAGAGGAGCCUGCUGAGGGCAGUAGAGACUCUCACAGUGGUGGAACUAUGGGCAGCGCCCCCAAGCAGACAACUGCUCGGCAGGUCCAACUGGGUCGGGAACGUGGGCCAGGCCUGAAACUGAAAAGGGACACUUCCGGCCCCUAUGAAUGCUCGCAGUGUGAGAUCAGCUUCCGCUCCAAGCAGCUGCUGGCCACACAUCUGCGGACCCACUCGGGGUGGGAGUCUUACCCCGCCUCUGAGUCUGAGGAGAGCCUGAGACCCCGGCCACGGCUUAAGCCUCAGUCCAAGAAAGCAAAGCUGCAUCAGUGCGACGUGUGCCUGCGGAGCUUCAGCUGCAGGCUGAGCCUGGUCACCCACCAGCGCUGCCACCUGCAGGAGGGACCGAGCGCUGGCCACCGGGUCCAGGAGCGCUUCUCGCCCAACAGCCUGGUCGCCCUGCCUGGCCACAUCCCUUGGAGGAAAAGCCGGAGCUCCCUCAUCUGUGGCUACUGUGGCAAGAGCUUCAGCCACCCGUCCGACCUGGUGCGGCACCAGCGCAUCCACACGGGCGAGCGGCCCUACAGCUGCCCCGAGUGCGAGAAGAGCUUUGUGCAGAAGCAGCACCUGCUGCAGCACCAGAAGAUCCACCAGCGGGAGCGGGGUGGGGCGGCCCCCGGGCCCGGAAGGCCCAAUGGCUUGCUUUAAGGGUGCCAGCCCCUUGCCCGUUGGGGGGGCGGAGGGGGCUGGCUUUGGUCCCCCUAAAGAAACCCAGGGCAGAGUCAAGGGCUGACUUCUUCCUGAGGGGAGUCACUUUGCUCUGCCUUUUCUCCACCCAGCAGCACCAGGCUUAGCCCGGAGGCAGGCCUGAAGCCACGGGAGCACACGUCCAGGGCCAGGCCUGCCCCAGCCGUCUUUUCCCUGCUGUCUCUUUGCACCUUCAGCUCUCGGGCAUCCCGUCUUGCUGAGCCCCAUGGGCUGGGUGGCUCUCUGAUCCGCAGGGGCGGGGGGCAGGUUCCAGGCCCUCUUGCAGCAUUGCAGGUCUUCUUGGGGGGCAGAGUUGGGCCAAAGGAGUGGGCAGAGUUCUGGGAGGCAUAUUCCUCCAUUUCUUCUUUUGUAGUCUCUUUGUUAAUAACAAGUAGAAGAAAUAAUGUAAGUGAACUGCUUACCUGCUCUGAGGAACUUUUUUGGAGUUAGAUUUUAGUUGAUUAAAAAAAUACACAGUCUGACACUUGUUUUCUAAGCUUCCAGAGUUGCAGAAGUUGUUCCUAACAUGAGGACUGGGCUCCCCUCUAGGAGGGGUCACUUAUGGGGCUCUUUUAGCCCACCACACUGAUAGGCCAGAGGACAGGGACAGAGUGCAGGCUACCUCUCCUGGGGGUCCUUGGUGCUCAGGUGGGGCUAACCGAAUCCAAAGGCGGGAGAGGGGGAGGGGAGCAGGAGAGACCCCAGGGCCCCUGCUGCGGAAGACGCUGUAAAGGAGCUGAGAGAGGCACUGCCUCAGGGAGCCGGGUUUCUCCCCACAGCCCUCCUUCGGGUGGGCCUCAGCGCUCCCAUGGAAGCGGGUUCACGGUGUGCCCGUGGCUGUUUGAGCUUGUUCCUCACAUAGGUUGUCUCCUUGAUGGUUGAGAUGACUUGUUCUCCACCUUGGUGGAGGUGGUGGGAUUGAGGUGGUGGGGAUUGAGGUGGUGGGGACAGAGUGGACCGCUGCUGUCCCAGGAGUGUUGAAGGCCUGUCCCCACUGUUUUUGGGGAGCCACGAGUGGGCUCCUGGGCAUUUGGGAGUGCCCCUGUGGUGAUUUGCCGUUGCCUAGAAUAAAACGCUACUAGCAAAAAAAAAUAAUAAUGCUCCUGUCAGUGAUUUUUCUCUGAAUGCCCUUCUGGGGCCCACAUCGGGGAGUGGGCACAACCUGGGCCUUGCCUCGCCAGGCCUGACGGGACAGGGUGUGUGUGCGGACACCAGGGACACAGCUAUGGCGAGGGCUACAAACCCUGUGAGGUCAGCUGGGGAAGGUGGGAGGUCAAGGUAGCAGGUAAAUAGGGCAGGCACAUGGGGAGUCCUGGGGAGCAGGAUCAUGGCUCGGACACGUGCAGCCAUGGUGGCGGGUCUGCAGCGCUGCGUGGAGAGUCGGGAGGGAAUGUCGUCUAUGAGCACGCCACUCACGGGAGUGAGAAAUGCACGUACACAAAACGUAAGAAUGCACAGAAAAGCAUAGGUUUCACACGUAGACAUUACAGUUGUCCACCGAGGGAGGGAGUGGGAUGUGAGGGUAAAAAGGAACAAAUUAAAUAAAUAAAUAAAAAUAAGCUUGGUUGCUGUGAAGCAUGGACUGUCAUGUUCUAGAAGCAACGUGGAGGGGAGUUGGCCCGCGGCAGCACCACAGGAGGUGCUCAGCUGCCAUGUUUGGUGUGGCUUUUCGGUGUCCUCCUUGGCCUCCUCCCAGCCCCAGGCUUUUGCGCUUUGCACAUAGUGGGUAUUCGGAAUGGGGAGCCCAGUGUUUGCAUUUGGGAAGGCUUUGUGGGGUUUGUUGCACUGUCUCCUACUAAGACUUCCCCUCCUGAGGCCUUUAUAAUUAAGCGAGGGUUUGCUUC